AUGUUCUUUGGCAAUGCAGAAGACAGCAACAUGCUCAAGUUGCAAAAGGCAGAAGCGAAACUGAUUGAACACGCCAAAAAUUUUGGCGACCGAGAUCCGAGCUCCUUCCGCAUCACAACCCAAGAUACCAGCAUCCCAUCCGUGGUUCUUCCUUUGAAAGAAAAAGCCUCGAAAUCUCUGAAACAGGAUCUCUUUAUGCACAGUGUACGUGUUACCGGAACCGAGCCGGAUCCAAGCAAGCAUGAUACCCCACUGGUGAUUCUACAUGGCUACAUGAACGGUGCCCUAUAUUUCUACCGCAACCUUGUGGGUCUGAGCAAUCACUUUGAUACCGUUUACUCGGUGGAUACCUUGGGCUGUGGGUUGUCAUCACGCGGCCCAUCAGGACUAUUAUCAUCCUUAGCAUCCAAAGAUGAUGCUAGUUCCCUGGAAGAUACCACGGAAGAAUUCUUUGUGGAAGCCUUGGAAGCUUGGCGAAAGGCCAAUGGAAUAUCGAAAAUGGUAUUGGCUGGACAUUCCAUGGGAGGUUACAUUAGCGUUGCCUAUUGUGAAAAGUACCCUAAGCGUGUGGAACAACUAAUUCUCCUGAGUCCUGCUGGAGUCACCAAGGACGAUGAAGAAGAAAUUGGUGACAUGUUUGGUCAAAUGUCUUGGACCCAACGUGCAGCAUUUAGUGGGGUGAGAUAUCUCUACAAUUCUGGAGUGACACCCGCCAGCUUUUCGCGCAAACUCCCCACUUCCAAAAGUAGAUCCAUGGUGGCUUCGUAUGUCGAAAAACGACUCGCAGUGGUCAAGGACCCCGAGGAACAACAAGCCGUGGCGGAAUACUUGCAUUUGAUGGCCAUGAUUCCUGGAUUUGGAGAAGACAUGUUGAACCGAUUCUUGACCUCUACUGCUAAUGGUGUCAAGCCCACUGUCGACAGAAUUCCUUUGUUGCAAGUGAACAAAGUGAGUUUUCUGUAUGGCGAUCGCGACUGGAUGGACAUUCAAGGUGGAAUCGAUGCCUACGAACAAGCUCGGCGGAGUAGUAGUAGCGGUCCACAGAUCCUAGUUUAUCAACUCCAAGAAGCAGGUCAUUUGCUCAUGUUGGAUAAUUGGAAGGGCUUCCACGCGGGUGUUGUGGCCAUGGUGAGUGGAAGGCAAGCCGUAUCAUCUUCCAAGUAUCCAAUGCCAGAGUUGGUUCGAGGCGGACCACGACGGAGGAAGAAUAACAACUUUGCCCCCAGGGUUGGUCGAAAGCUUCAGCAAUCACGAUAA
Messenger RNA from Cylindrotheca closterium, 1257 nucleotides. The record is from the annotation of a GenBank genome assembly. NCBI's taxonomy places the organism in Eukaryota, Bacillariophyta, Bacillariophyceae, Bacillariales, Bacillariaceae.